AUGGCUCCGUUCUUCUUCUCCACACCGGUCGAUAUCGAUAUCGUGCUCGAGGAUACCGAUGACCGACAGGCUGUAGACGUCAAGCUCGACAAGGACCGUCGGGAAAAGGCCCCGCUGUACAUGGAUGGAGAGUCCAUCAAGGGUGCCGUCACUGUUCGACCCAAAGAUGGAAAGCGAUUAGAACACACUGGCAUCAAGGUGCAGUUCAUCGGCUCGAUUGAAAUGUUUUUUGACCGUGGUAACCACUACGAAUUCCUUUCUCUUGUUCAAGAGCUUGCGGCCCCCGGCGAGCUCCAGCACCCGCAAACAUUCCCAUUCAACUUCAAAAACGUCGAGAAGCAGUACGAAUCAUACAAUGGCAUCAACGUCAAGCUGCGGUACUUUGUGCGGGUCACAGUUUCUCGACGCAUGGCCGAUGUCAUACGGGAAAAGGAUCUCUGGGUCUACUCAUAUCGUAUGCCACCAGAGACCAACAGCCCGAUCAAAAUGGACGUUGGAAUUGAAGACUGCCUGCACAUUGAGUUUGAGUACUCCAAAUCGCAAUACCACCUCAAAGAUGUCAUCGUCGGCCGGAUAUACUUUCUUUUAGUCCGCCUCAAGAUCAAGCACAUGGAGCUGUCUAUCAUUCGGCGGGAAACUACUGGCGCCGCACCAAACCAGUACAAUGAAAGCGAAACAUUAGUGCGAUUUGAGAUCAUGGACGGAUCGCCAUCACGAGGUGAAACGAUUCCUAUUCGACUGUUCCUUGGCGGUUUCGACUUGACUCCAACGUUCCGCGACGUCAACAAGAAAUACUCGACCAGGUACUAUUUGAGUCUGGUUUUGAUCGACGAAGAUGCCCGACGUUACUUCAAGCAGUCCGAAAUCCUUCUCUACCGACAAGCUCCUGAAAUCGCUCCAACGCCCGAGGUUGCGCAGCAGCAGAUACUGCAGAAACAACAGAUUCAGAGACACCAUCAAGUCCUUGUCGGCCCUAACAAAAACCCUCAGUAUAUCCAACCUCCGCCGCCUGCGCAGCAAGAGGUAGAGCCUGCAGGCUCUGCUUAA
Molecule: messenger RNA, 1047 nt
Organism: Talaromyces rugulosus
Lineage: Eukaryota; Fungi; Ascomycota; Eurotiomycetes; Eurotiales; Trichocomaceae
Exons: 5
Coding region: 1-1047 (348 amino acids)
Biological process (GO): retrograde transport, endosome to Golgi; intracellular protein transport
Cellular component (GO): endosome; retromer complex
Source: RefSeq, a predicted model, not a curated record